Molecule: messenger RNA, 1246 nt
Organism: Bursaphelenchus xylophilus (pine wood nematode)
Lineage: Eukaryota; Metazoa; Nematoda; Chromadorea; Rhabditida; Aphelenchoididae
Source: the annotation of a GenBank genome assembly
AUGUCGACGGUCUCCUUGUUGAGUCGAAAAUGCGGGCGAUGCCGGAGACAUGGUGUUCUGAACAAUUUCACAGGACAUCAAGGAAACUGUCCGUUCUAUGAUUGCACUUGUGAGAAGGUAGGUUGCAGCGCUUUGUGAAUAGGGGCACAUUGGGAGAUCUUGAAUUUUGAUGCCGUCUGGAGCAAGAGCGGUAUAACAAGGGAAGUGCCACAAGUGCGACGCUGUGGUUUUGAUGAAAAAUAUAGAGUAAUUUUUUCUAUCCUUGCUCGAGUUUUGCAGAAACGACCAAAAUUUGGAGGUCGAAAGUUGGCAAAAAUCUGAAGCUUUCUGCAAUUUUUCGCAUGAAAAUGUGUGGUACAUUCACAAAAAAAUUGUUUUUUCCGCAAAAAACCAGCAAAGGUACGACCAAGAUAUUGAAAGACCUUUGCCGCCGAGAGAGUACGCGAAACACGAAGAGCGGGCAGAGGGAAAAACAUCUUUUGGUCAUAACUUUGCUAGUUCCGUGCGGAAAAAAAAAUGAUUUUUUUAUGGAAACAUUAACCUCUAUGGUCGAAAUAGGCACGAAACUUUUCGUGCCGAAAUUCGGCAAAAGGUGUCAAAUUUUCGCCCACUUUCGGUCUGAAAUGUCGGUUGUUUCUGCAAAACGCGAGCUAGGACUCUGGCAUAUAUCUUAGAAAAAAUUAUUUUAAAUUUGUGCCAAGUUUCAUCAAAAUCUGAGCAUCGCACUUGGAGUACUUCCCCUGUAAGAUAGCUGUAGUAAAAAAGAAAUCUCCGUAUUACAAUAGCAAUCGCAUCUACAUUCCAGUGCGCCUUUUCAACUCGUCGACCACGAGCGAAGAAGGUCAAAGCUCCAGCUCAAAGUCCUGUCGCCAAUCCGAAUCAAGCGUCAUGCUCAAACACCUCCAACAACCCCAUCGUCAACAACAUCGGCGACGACGUUUGCGUGUUGACCUCAUCGGAGCCUCUGUCCUCGGUAACGGACCUCCUUCAGCAACCCAGCUUCAACCCCAACAGCGGCAAUCCUUUCGGCAUUACGACCACUGCGCAGCAACGAAGUUUAGAAGGCCCCAUGAAUAUUCAAUGUCCUCAAAUCAUCAUGAUCAAGCCCAUACCUCUUUCAGCGUUUGACAUCGAUCCAAAAGUCAUUGAAUUCAGCCCGCUGCAAAAGUUUUUGGACAACCAGCUGAAAUGGUGUCGAGAAAAUUUCCCCGAAAUUUAUUAUCAACAUAUCCCAAAGGGUGAUUAG